This is a messenger RNA of Drosophila pseudoobscura, 967 nucleotides long. RefSeq lists its product as uncharacterized. The transcript has 6 exons. Lineage: Eukaryota; Metazoa; Arthropoda; Insecta; Diptera; Drosophilidae. The annotation marks the transcript as partial. The record is from RefSeq and is a predicted model, not a curated record.
AGAUUAGCAGACCUCUUUCUGCUGCACCUUGACGACAUCUUGCCGCAGGCAUUGAAGCUUCAGCCGCGCAACAAUAACCAGCCGACUGGCUGCUCCACAAUCAUUGUCAACCAAAAGAAUUGCCGACUGUUGGGCCACACCGAGGAUGCCCUGACGGAGACCCUCAAUCAUUACUAUUUUGUUGACGCGCACAUCAUCAGCGACAAGCCGCAGGGCAAAUACAAUGUCAAGGAGGAGCACUUUAUGUCCCUGUGCUACGCCGGAUACUUGCCCGGCUACACCAUGAAUCAGAAUUACCAUGGCCUGGUCUUCACCAUCAAUACGAGCAGUGCGGAGCUGUUGCGCAGUGGCAAGACACCGAGACACUUCUUGACACGAGCCCUGCUGGCCACCAGCAAUGUGGACGAUGCUUUUAGGGUGCUCAGGGACGCAGGUGUGGGAGCAGCCGAUGCCUGCUCCAUUAACUUUACCUUUUUGGCCGAUCCCCGCCAGAUGUUCUACAAUGUGGAGAUGGCGCCUUCGCCAGACCGUAAGAAUGAGUCGCUUUUGAACAUCAAGGAGAUACCCUUGGGUAAUCAUAACUACCAUGUGAAUCAAUUCGAUCGCAUUCACCAGGAUCAGGCCAACGCUCUGAUGGUCGAGUCCAGCGUGUCGCGAAUGCAGGCGUUCGGCACCUACAAGCCGCCAUCGAGCGAGCAGGAUGUGCGCCACAUGCUGGGCGAUGUCUCUGGGGGAUUGUAUUGCGUGUGGCGCGAGAAUGGCAGCUGUGACGAGGUGGUCAAAACCAUUGCCGUUGGCAUUUUCGAUCUCACCGCUAGGACCAUGUCGCUCUAUUCGGACAAUCCCAGUCAGACGGAGCCUCACUGCAGGUUGCCUCUGCUCUUCAAGUAGCUUUAAUGCACACACCCCCGCCCCCCGCCUUUAUUGGACCCAGAUUUUACUCGUAUGUUUAAUAAACAUAAUCAAA